CUUCCCUUCCAAUGCCUUGCCGUCCACCUUGCUAAAACCAUCCUUUCACUCAUUUGUACUUCAUACCUUUCAGCAUGUUUGUCAGAGUCUUGUUGUGACCUGGUUUUUGAGCUGUAGGGCGUUGUGCAGAUACGGCUGAUAACAGGAGCACCUAUUGUAGCCCUUGUCAGUCGUGAUCGCAUUCAGCUGCGUGCAAACAACAAACCCUUCCCCAAGCAACGGACCGAAUCAGACAAAAGGUGUUUUUAUUUAGUCUUCCUCUGCACUCUCAACUGUUCCAGCAGCAGAAUCACGUACACAUCGUUCUCAAGGAAAUCGAGAUGGGAAAGCGAACUAGAUCCUCCGUCGCGUCACCCGCGACACCCGCGACCCUCUCGGACCUCCAGAAGCACGCUCACGAGCACGUCGAUGAGACAAUAGGUCUAGAAGUGCCAGAACAACUUCUUACGCCUGAGAACAGCCGCUCCGAAACCUCCAGCAACAGCGAGAACGCGUGCCCUGAGGAAAAGCCUACGCUGCGACGGACGUCUACACGUGUCACACGCUCUUCUCUACGGGCUUCGGGUACAUUUGAGGCCAGACCUGAGCAGGAAGAUGCAAUCAUCACGUCCUCGUCUGGUGAAAUGGACCCUAUUAAUUCUAGUGGGAACCUAGCCAACGGUGUCACGAAACUCAAGCGGUCCCAGUCCUCCCACCUUCGGCACAGCAUAGCGGUCAUGGAAACCGCCGUUUGGAGCGAGUCAACGCUUACACGACAUAUCAUGGAGGUUGCGGACCACCUAAUAACGCCAGAUACGCCUAUCUCCAACUCCUCCCAAGAGCCACAGCUAGAUGAUCUUAGCUCAUCACUACCGCAGCGAUCACUGAGGAAGCGCGUGGAACGGGCAUUGACCAAGGAGGAUAGUUCCAACCGGAAGAAGGAUGAAUCGGCGGCCCGCGUUGAUGAUCUCACACCAAGGCGCUCAACUCGUCUGAGUUUAUUGGAAAAGGCACCGGAUUUUGUCGAGAAGGCGGGUAGCGUCCUGGGCAAAAGGUCAAAGGAUAUGAUGGAGAAAGGGCAAAAUCUUGACCGCAGAGCCAGUCUGCGAUCUCGUAACGUCGUUGCGUCCAAGGAAGAACCCGCCUCUCUCGCGUCAAGCGAGCCUCCGGCUGCGAAGAAACGACGUGUUUCUGAAAGUGACCUGCCGUCCAAGAUCAAGGCCAUUGACGAGUCCGCUGCGCAAAGCGGCACUGCCGCCAAAGAGCCCAGGUUCAAGCCGAAGCGCUGGCUGUCUCAUGGACUGUACACUGGGCAAGAGUAUACGACGGCCCGGCCCAGCCAAAACAGAAAUAAGAACGCGAAGAGGCGAUCUCAAGGCGUUCCUUCGCAGCGAAGACUGCUGCCAAUGCCGAUGUUCGCAGGCGACCGACUGCUACAGUUGGGGAGGGAUUUCCAGCUGCCGUUCGAUAUUUACUCGCCUCUUCCGCCUGGUCAACCCAAACCUGACGAAUGGAGGAAAACCAACAAAAAUGUUUUUGUUGGAGAGGCGGGUAGUAUAUGGAGAGCCAACAAGCACAUGGAACUGUCCAAAUGCAUGUGCACAGAAGAGACAGGAUGCGACGAGAACUGUCAAAAUCGGUACAUGUUCUACGAAUGUGACGAUGGGAACUGUGGACUGGGCCCUGACUGCCGGGGAAAAUACAACAUUGGCGUGGAAGUCAUCAAGACAGCGGACCGCGGAUACGGCGUCCGCAGCAAUCGCACAUUCGAGCCCAACCAGAUUAUCGUUGAAUAUACUGGUGAAAUCAUUACUCAAGCCGAGUGCGAGAAGAGGAUGAGAACGAUAUACAAGAACAAUGAGUGCUAUUAUCUCAUGUACUUUGAUCAAAACAUGAUAAUCGAUGCUACUCGAGGCUCAAUCGCUCGCUUCGUGAACCAUUCCUGCGAACCGAACUGCCGAAUGGAAAAGUGGACUGUUGCAGGCAAGCCACGCAUGGCUCUGUUCGCGGGUGACCACGGUAUUAUGACCGGUGAAGAAUUAACUUACGACUACAAUUUUGACCCCUACUCUCAGAAGAAUGUCCAGCAAUGCCGAUGCGGUGCUUCCAACUGCCGUGGAAUAUUAGGACCGCGACCCAGAGAAAAGGAUCAGCGGUCCAAAGAGUCGAAGAUUAUUAGCCAGAAGAAUACGUCAACUUCGAAGAAGACGACUACCACUAAAAGGGUCAUUGGUACCAAACGCAAAAGCGGGACAGUGCUUGACAAUUCUUCAUCGCGGCUUAACAAAAAGCGAAAAGUUCUGGCUCCGAAAUCCAUCGCGAAACAGGUCAAAAAGGUAGUGUCGAGAGCGCGUGCGACGAUUUCCAAGUCAGCGAACUCGGGAAAGAAGAAUACAGUGAAAGUGCCGACCAAGGUUUCCAAAACGUCGGUCAAGAAGCCCGAGAGCUCAAGAUCCAAAAGCCAGGCGAAGGCUAAGGUACCCAAGCCCAAAAGCAGCGUCAGACUUCCCAAGGUCAAAACCGCCAAAACGAAAGUGAAGGCGGCAAUUCUUCCCAAGAAGAAGUCACCUAAAAUAACAGGGAAGUCGCCAUCGAAGCCGAAGGUUUCUCCUGCGUCUUCCUCGACGUUGAGUCGUCCGUCUGCGAAAGCCAAGGAGAAGAUACUCAAGGCAGCCAAAGGUUCGAAUGCUCGGAAACAGGCGACGAAGGGGAAGACAGCUGGUACGAAAUCGCCUUGCAAGAACCCCACAAGCAACAGCAUCAAAAAGCGCCCUGGGGCUACGGCAUCGACUAAACGGACAAAGGGCGCAAGCACGGAGAUGGUCCAUUCCACUUAAAAUAAUAAAGAACAGACAAACAAUCUGGCGCUAGCAGUCAGACAUCGCAACAGUAUUUCAGUUCGGCUGUUUAUUCAAUCAUGGUUGUCCAUUAGCUUCUCCUGAAGCGGUCGUGCUUUCGCUUCCUCGCUUUUAUUCCUUGAAUCUCCUUACGCUGCAGGCAAAAUUCUCUUCAGCCCGUGGAUCGGUCGUUGUUUUCGUAUUUCCUUGGUCGUCACAUGGAUAUUUCUCUGGUUUUCUCUCUGCGCUGACUGUUAUUCCCCUGUUCCACUGGUUUGAUCUAUAUGAUGGGCGUCAGGUGUAUCCCAUAUUGUCUCGACUGGUUGUUCUUGCUCGGGUGCAGACUUGGUGUUUGGAUUCAAAGGGUCUCAAGGAAUGAAGAAUACUUAAGUUUCUGGAUUCUAU
Molecule: messenger RNA, 3221 nt
Organism: Aspergillus novofumigatus IBT 16806
Lineage: Eukaryota; Fungi; Ascomycota; Eurotiomycetes; Eurotiales; Aspergillaceae
Product: putative histone-lysine N-methyltransferase (Ash1)
Exons: 5
Coding region: 321-2816 (831 amino acids)
Biological process (GO): regulation of DNA-templated transcription
Cellular component (GO): nucleus; chromatin
Molecular function (GO): histone H3K36 methyltransferase activity; protein binding
Source: RefSeq, a predicted model, not a curated record